This is a messenger RNA of Penicillium coprophilum, 615 nucleotides long. RefSeq lists its product as uncharacterized. The record is from RefSeq and is a predicted model, not a curated record. The transcript has 3 exons. Bases 1 to 615 code for a protein of 204 amino acids. Lineage: Eukaryota; Fungi; Ascomycota; Eurotiomycetes; Eurotiales; Aspergillaceae.
AUGUCUUUUAAAGCUCUUCUGGCAUUUGCGACCCUGGGACUGGCUGCAGAGUAUCCUGUCGUCUCCUUGUUCAUUCCAAACGCCGACCCUCAGUCCCUAUUGGGCGAAGUUUUGGCAGAGAAAUCAGCAACGACUACAUACAGUAUCAAUUGCCCAAACGGUCGCACCAAUAGCACAGAGUGUGGUAUGGGCCCCGGCAUGUUCUUGACCGCAGCCCCAACAAGUGUUGAAUAUCUGAUCAGUGCUGAAUCUGACAACGUAUAUAAUCACGUUGUUUGCGAUAUGACCGAUCUCCCGACCGGGGUAUAUACUUGUACAGACACUGUUACCGGGAAAGGGGCCAACACACCCGGCACCAGCACCUCAACCCUCCCUUGGGACCAGAUUACGCUGUUGCCAGUCACCAUAACUUCCACUGCUAAUGCGGUGGCUGCAACAGUAAACAACGGCAGUACGACUACUCCAAAAACCACCGAAGUUGUAUCCGGUAGCGAGGCAUCACCCGUUGCUGCCACCGUCAGUCCUACCCCCGUGGCGGGCGUGGCAGCACUAUCAAGACCUACUGGCCUCGUGCUAGCUUGCGGUGCUGUUCAAGCUCUGGCAGGAUUGCUGUAG